This is a messenger RNA of Bacillus rossius redtenbacheri, 6049 nucleotides long. It is a transcript of the gene Alg9, whose product is annotated as alpha-1,2-mannosyltransferase ALG9. Gene Ontology annotation, molecular function: alpha-1,2-mannosyltransferase activity. Gene Ontology annotation, cellular component: endoplasmic reticulum membrane. Lineage: Eukaryota; Metazoa; Arthropoda; Insecta; Phasmatodea; Bacillidae. The coding region runs from base 20 to 1828 and encodes 602 amino acids. Gene Ontology annotation, biological process: protein N-linked glycosylation. The transcript is spliced from 13 exons. The record is from RefSeq and is a predicted model, not a curated record.
AUCUGUGGUGUUAUUCAAAAUGUCGCCGUCAAUACGUACACGAAACCAGUCUUUGGGGAGGAAAGAACUGAAAAGAUUAAAUAACAAGAAAUUGUCUACUAGGCUGGAAGAGCACGUAGUGAUUUCCAACCCCGGCGACAUGGGCAUCAUGUACCCGGGCGGCGAGACAGCCUUCAAAGCCCUUCUGUCCGCCCGCUUCUGUGCAGCCAUUUGGAGCCACAUCACGGACUGCGACGAGACGUUCAACUACUGGGAGCCCAGCCACUACAUGCUGUUCGGGCAAGGCCUCCAGACGUGGGAGUACAGUCCCGCGCACGCGCUGCGCUCCUACACCUACCUGCUGCUGCACGUGGUGCCCGCGUGGCUGUACCACCGCCUGCUGCAGCCCAACCGCCUGCUGCUCUUCUACUUCUGCCGCUGCCUGCUGGGGCUGCUGUGUGCCUGCUGCGAGGUCUACUUCUACAAAAGCGUCUGCCGGGAGUUUGGCGUCCACAUCGGCCGGCUGAUGCUGGCAUUCAUGGUGUUCAGUGCCGGCAUGUUCAUUUCCAGUACUGCGUUCCUUCCGUCGACUUUUUCUAUGUACAUGUGUUUGCUUUCAAUGGGUGCCUGGUACCAGCGGAAGUACGAACUCGCGAUAUUCGCCACUGCCCUCUCGGUGUUCCUCAGCUGGCCGUUCGCUGCGCUGCUGGGCGUCCCCAUCGCGGUGGACCUGCUGCUCAGGCGGAAGGAGUACGCCAAGUUCCUGCAGUGGAGCGCCAUCUCAGCUGCUGUCAUACUGCUCCCGAUGAUCAAGAUAGAUUCUUCAUACUACGGUCGCUUCGUUGUGGCUCCAUUCAACAUCUUGUACUACAACGUGUUCACGUCACAUGGUCCAGAUCUGUACGGCACGGAGCCUUUCAGCUUCUACUUCAUCAAUGGCUUCAUUAAUUUCAACUUUGUUUUCGUGGGAGCGUUGAUGACACCUUUGCUUAUAGCGCUGGUGCGGUGGCUGGUGCCCCUCAAGUCCCGCGCCGGGGCCUACCUGCCCCACUGGCUGUCCCUGCAGCCCCUCUACCUCUGGCUGCUGGUGUUCUUCUCCCAGCCACACAAGGAGGAGCGGUUCCUGUUCCCGGUGUACCCGCUGCUGUGCCUGAGCGCGGCGGUGGGCGUGGACGCGCUCCAGAAGCUGUGGUUCCGGCUGGCCGUGCGCUGGCACGAGCGCGGCUCCCACUACCUGGACCGCACGGCGCCCGUCGCGCUGGCGGCCGUGGCAGUCUGCUCCCUGCUGGGCGUGGCCCGCACGCUGGCCCUCUACAGCGGGUACCACGCCCCCCUCGACUUGUUCAUGGAGCUGGGGAACCUGGGCUCGGAGUACAAGCUGCCGCCGGACCAGACCAUCAACGUGUGCAUCGGCAAGGAGUGGUACCGCUACCCCUCCAGCUUCUUCCUGCCGGACAACAGAUGGCAGCUGCGGUUCCUCAAGUCUGAGUUCAGGGGGCAGCUGCCCCAGCCGUACAGCCCUCUGCCCAACGCCACGACCGUCAUACCUCCACACAUGAACGACCAGAACAGAGAGGAGCCCACGAGAUACUUUGACGUCCAGCAUUGCCACUUCUUGGUGGAUCUGGAUAUCGGCGCAGAGUCAGAGAGGCAACCAAACUACUCCGCUGAUAAGGAACACUGGUCAGUCAUCAAGUCCAUCCCCUUCCUGGACGCAGCACGGUCAAAUAAAUUCUUCAGAGCAUUUUACAUCCCGUUGGUGUCGCCGCAGUACUGCCGCUACGCCCCCUACAACUUGCUGCAGUCCACGAGCUUGCGACUGAGCAGGAGAGACGCCCCGGCCAGGUAGACCGUACCUGCUCCGGACGCUCCGUACCGCGUGUGACAGCCAGUCAUUCAUUAUCUGCAUGUGUCACAAUAACUUGUGUGGCAUUAAAGGUAAAUUUUAACCCUAUACCUAGCAUUGAAAAUAAAAAAAAAAUUAAAAUAAGGGUAACUGUUGGAUUCAUGUAGAAGAAAUGUGUGUGUGUUAUUCAGGUGAAUUUGUUUAUAUUGCAUAGCAUCAGUAAUGUUUGAUUCUAUACCAAAGGAAUCCUAUAAUUAUCUGAGGAAAUAAAACAAUCGCAAUAAAAACGCUGAUAUGAAAAAAAUUUUAAGUCAUUUUUCGGUCUACAAUUAUAUUAAGUAGGGAUUGUUGCAUUGCAAAUAAAAAUUAAGUUUCAUUUUGAUUAUAAUAUGAAAAAGAUUUUGGCAUAAAAUAAAACAUGUUUUGUUAAGCUGCCUGGAAUAGUAGACCUAUGCAAAUCAUCAUGUUAAAAUUAUGACUUUAUCCAACACUUGACCAUAUUUCUUUUUUAGAAUUGUAUACGCUUCCACAUGCAAUACAAGAGAGACAGUCUAUAGAUAUGAAGUACAUGCACUGCCUCUCAUCAUUGUUUUUUGUUAGUGGUGAAGGUAAAUAUCGGUAAAAGCAGUUCUUUCCGAUUGGGCAAACAUGCCAAGCAUAUUGUUGUUGCAUUGGUUACAUGGUGCUUUGUUUGGAAAGCAACGUUUGAUUUUGAGUUUCAAACUUAGAUAUAAACUAAGUGAUCUCAAUACUUUUUUGUUUUUUUUAAUUAUUUCAGCCCUUAGGCUCCUGUAAUGAAAAACCUGUACAAUACAUCUGCAUUCUGCACAAAACAUUAGUUAAAAAGGAGAUUAUACAUAGGAACUUGAAACAUUUUAGAUGUUUCAUUUUAAGUCUGUAUGACACAAUUUUUCUUCUUGAUUAUAAUCUUAAAAUAAUGUUUAUGUAUAAACAAAUUUUGUUGUGUGAAGAAUUGACUGUGAAACCGAUAGUUUGUGAACUACAUGAGCACAAAGUUUUGUCUUGUAGCACUUCUUGCAGAAUGGAUCUCAAAAAAAAAUUUGACGAAAUCUGCUCAUUUUGUGGUAUAGCGCAAGUAAUAUAUAUGUGAACUACUGAAUGAUAACAUUCAAAAAUUUGCAAGUGGUCAUAAAAUCAGCUAAUUUCAUAAAAGCUGAAGAAAUAAUAAAACCAGUAUAAACAUGGAAUAUAUAUGUACUACCAUAUAGUUUUGUAAGACACAACAAAAGUCAGAUCCACGCUACGAGGUGAAUGAGUGGGACGCGGCGACGUGAGGUGUGGGCUUGUCACGUCACGUCACGUCACGUCACGUCACAUCACGUCACGUGGUGGGCGCUGGUUCAGUCUUGGUACAGUGUCCACCCAAAAAUUAAGGAAUGGCAGACAGAAUUUAAAAUCUAAAAGAAACAAGUUUUUACAAGCUAGCAAGAAAAAUACCAAGCUGUUCAGUGAUUUUUACAUGAAAAUGUGGGUGGUUUAGAAGAAAUCAAGCCAGAUUCAAGUAUUAGUUCGGCAGAAUCUGUCCUGCAAAUUUGGGAAGCAUUCCAGUAAGUGUGUUUAUUUGCAGUGUGGGUGAAAUUAAUUUUUACUUUUAAUUCAGUACAAAUUGACUGCAUCUUAAUGAGAAAAAUUGCAGCGGUAUAUAUGUGUAGGUAUAUUUGUUAAAAAAAAAAAUGUUAUUAUAUGUACAUACACUAAAUGCAUGUGUGUGUGUACAUAUGUUUGUGUGUUUGGUCUGUAAUUAAAAUAUCCGUGUUUAUUUAUGUGCAUGAUAUGUAUAGGCCUACAUUCUAAUAAGUUUUAAGGGUGUAAUUUUGUAUAUGUUGGAGAGUGUAUGUUUAUGUCUUUAUGUGUAUACAAGUAUGUAUGUGUAUUAGGAUAAACUGUUUUUUGGCAAAUGCAUUGACAAUAUCAAAUAUUUUAUUUGGUACUAGCCGUGCUUCACUCGCGCUGCUCUUUGUGCCCGCCCCUCCUUGAGGGCGCUGUGAACACUUCCCCAUGAGACCCAGUAAUAAUAAUUUGUUAUACAUUUUUGUAGAGAUGGACGAGUUGAGGUUUUUUGGCUUCGAGUCGAGUCGAGUCGACUCGAGUCGAGCCGAGUUCGAGUCACAAAAUUUUUGAAGAGGUCGAGUCAGUUUGAGUUUCAUAAUUUUAUAAUUUUUUGCGUCGAAUAUGAUAAAUAAAAUAUUACAACACCCAUUGAUAUAAAAAUUGUGUAUCCAAGAUGCAUCUGCAUUAUUUAAAUAUUUUAAAUGAUUAAUUAGCAAAUCAUUGUUAUUUAAAUAUUUUAAAUGAUUAAUUCAAAUCAUUGUUAUUUAAAUAUAAAAAACCUAAGCUUUAUUUCAACAUGAUUUCACAGUAUCUUUAAUGUAGCUAUCCUAACCAUAUCAACCGUCCACAAUGUUUUAAAGUAUUUAUAAUGUAGGUAACCUAACCUAAUUGACCAUAGUUAUCAUGAGUUGUCCAAAAUAAACAUUCACGGACACACUGCAAACGAAAAAUAUGGCGGCGUACAAAUAAAUACAGUUGCCUUGUUUAUGGUAUUUCCUUUUAUCAACACCGCCAUAUUUAUUUACAAUUAACAAAAAAAAAAAAAAAAAACGAAGAUGUACGAUCGGGAGUUUGGCUCUUUCGUCUGUGGAAAGAAGGCUUCCCGAGGUACGUAACUUUUUUUUUUCCGAUCCACCGGCAGAUCCCCACAUGAACAAACAGCUCAAUGGAUAUAGGCCUCGUCACAUUCUCAAUGUAAAUACUUUUUCCGCGGCAAGAUUAUUCGCCCGGAACUUGUUACAACUACAAGAAUAUCAAUAUGUUUUUAAAUAAAUAUUUCAUGCAUUUGAUUUGGCGAUCAGUAACUGAUUGCCAAAUAAAAUGCAUGAGCGUUGUUAUUAUUAUAUUUUAUUCAAACAAAAAGAAAGUAUUUUAUCCUAAACGUUAUUGUCACGCAGCGCUGCGUAGCGAAGCACAGCUAAAUUUAGUUCCAAAAUGCAAGUCUGGCUGGCCUUACACGCAGCCAUUUUCACGCAUCACGGUUUGGUGUUAUUUACUAAAUAUUACAAUAUAAUUAUUUUAUGUUUUUAUUUUUAGGUUACGGAAAUCUCUUGUUUAUACGAGUUAUUAUAAACGGGGCACGAUAAACGUGAUGAUUAUUAAUAUAUGUGCGUUUUGCAACAAAUUUUGUUUCAGUGAAAAUCCAUUGACAUAUUUUGUAAACAAAUGCGGUACCGUAUUUGAAGUAAACACAGGAUGAAAAACAAAAUGAAAACAGUGCACGCUGUUUUCCAAGCAUUUUUUUUAUAUAAAAUGGUCAUGUGACAUAAUUUUGUCCUAUAAACUGUCGCCACUAUCGACAAAAUCACGUUCAUAAAUGAAGGUAGUGGUAGGCCUAGGUUUGGUUGCACUUGUACCUAUCAUAGCGCCGUAGCAUGGUAGCGGGCAAGGUUAGGUUUGCACGGGAUUUGUUUUGUUUAAAGGUCAUUAUCAUUUCUUGCCGUAUUAAUGACUUGGCAAAAACGUCAAGACAACCUAUAAUAAAGUGCUAUAAUGUCACGAUGCUGGUACUUAACUCGAAACGUGUUUCGAGUCUCGAACUUGAUAAAAUAUGUGAGACUGUUUUCGAGUCGAGUCAAUCUGACCCAACUCGGCUCGGCUCGGCUCGACUCGAUAAACCAAGACUCGACCCAUCUCUACAUUUUUGUCAUAUUUCAGGUUAGAUUAUCAAAUGAUGUAAAGUUUUUUCUUUUAGAAGUUAUUGUGAACUUAAUUCUGUGGGUUUAUUAUUUUUAUAAUUCAUAAGUUUAUUUUUCAAGGAUUUUUUUUUUUUGCUGGCUUCUUUGUGUGGGAAGGCGUGUUGACGUAAUUCUCCUUCGUUUUUUCCACGACCGAGGCUUGGUUUCACACGCUAGGCGUGUGGGUCACUGUCACAGGGGAGUGUGCGAGAGAGAAAAUCGCUGCAUUGUGGGAACAGAAGUAAGCAUUUCGUGGAAGUUUCUGUUGCCAUGCGCCGUGAUUGGCUGAGAACCAGGCCACUGCCUGCACAGAGGGAAGGAAGGCUGUAAAGGUGGUCGUUGUUCAGGCACCGGGCCGAGCGAAGGCUCCGUGUUUUAUUCUUUUCUGGAUGUACAGUUUAAUAUUUUUGUGUGUUCUGUUGUGCAGAAGAUAUUAUGAUUUUAAGUAAAUAAAAACAAAAGAUAAUACAUGAAA